Messenger RNA from Parnassius mnemosyne (clouded apollo), 2769 nucleotides. NCBI's taxonomy places the organism in Eukaryota, Metazoa, Arthropoda, Insecta, Lepidoptera, Papilionidae. The record is from the annotation of a GenBank genome assembly.
AUUACUUAAAAUUUGUACGACGGUAACGACGUUUUUAUUUAAAAAUGCGAUAUUUAUUUGUCACGACGAUAUUUAGUGUUGUUUUUGCCUAUGAAAAGGAUAUGACAUUCACCGUUCCAGCUGGUAAUACGGAGUGCUUCUAUCAAAAAGUGCUACCAAAUGAAAUAAUCGACAUAGAGUACCAGGUGAUAGACUCCACACACGGGGAGUUGGACAUCUCGUUCCAACUCUCUGACCCAGUUGGCAGGGUCAUUGUCGCUGAUUAUAAGAAGCCGGAGAACGCUCACCGUCACACCGCCGUACUCAAUGGCGACUACAGAUUUUGCUUUGACAAUAGUUUCAGUACAUUCAGCCAGAAAACCGCAACUCCGCGGAAACCUACAUGAUGAAAGUUAAAGACAUAUCAGAGUCUGUGGCCAAAGUCAAAGACCACGUGUCAGCAGCUAGAAGACUGCAAGAGUUGCUGUCAGCACAUGAGGCCAGGGAUAGAAACCUGGCCGAGGAGAUGUGCUCCAGGGUCAUGAGGUGGUCGCUGUGGCAGAUUGCUGUGAUGCUUAUAGUUGGUAUAACUCAGGUGGUGUUCGUCAAGAGUCUGUUCCAGGAGCCAAGCAGCGGAAGUCUGAAGAAGCUUAUUCCUAAUUUUUUGUCUCAAUGACACCAAAGAAUUAAUUACUUUAAGUUAGGUUAUGUUUAUCACUUCUGUUGAACGAGCGGCAAAAUGCUGUAAAACAAAGUUUUAAAUUAUUGUGGGUAGUUAUUAUGUAUUGUCUAUAUAUAUAUACUAUAAUUAUUUUACAUGUGUGUUUGUUACUGAACUCCUAAACGGCUGGACCGAUUUUGAUGAAAAUGUUUGUGUUUGGGUGGUUCCCAAACGAACAAAUGUGGCGGUGUUGUCAGAUUCAUAAAUCACGUGCAAAGCCGGGGCGAAUCGAUAGUUAGUUAUAUUACUGAAAUUAUCUUUUUAUAUAACAACUAGCUGAUACCCGUGAACUCGUCCGCGUUGCUUAAUAACAAAGUUUUCGUAUGUGCGAAGGAGAAAACAUCAAAAAUAUAAAAUUUCUUUGUAAACAGUUUUAUUUGUUGCUCCGUUUGUAGCUAAAUUAUAUAAAUUAUCUGGGUUAGUAACGCGAGAGCAAGCGACGUACAGUGGACCGUGUGAAAAACCUCGUAUGAAAAUCGUUGAUUCUUAAAACUUUAAUAACUUUAUAUUAAAUGAAGAUAUCGCAAUAUUUUAUUUUUUAGAUAAGGGCCAGGUGUCUGAGAAAUAAAACUUAGAAAGACUAAUUGAAAUAUCUCCAGCAGUAUUUCCGUGUUGCGCGCACAACAAACUUGUGUCUGAAGUCGAGUCUUUGCUGAACAAAGUCUCGGAUUGGGGGCGACUAAAUCUAGUCCAAUUUAAUCCUCAGAAGACACAAGUUUGCGCGUUUACCGCUAAAAAGAACCCCUUUGUCGUAUCUCCUCAGUUUCAAGGCACUCCCCUUCUUGCCUCAGCCAGUAUCGGUAUCCUCGGAGUCGACAUAUCGAGUGACGUGCAGUUUCGUGGUCACUUGGAAGGGAAGGCCAAAUUGGCCUCUAAAAAGCUUGGCGUGCUCAGCAGAGCGGGACAGUAUUUCAUGCCGGCACACCGCCUGCUACUUUACAAGGCGCAAGUUCGGCCUCACAUGGAAUACUGUUCCCAUCUCUGGGCAGGGGCUCCCCAGUGCCAGCUCCUUCCACUUGACCGCAUCCAACGCAGAGCGGCUCGAAUUGUCGACGACCGAGCCCUUUCCGAUCGGCUCGAUUCAUUGGCACUGCGAAGAGAUGUUGCAUCCCUUUGCAUUUUCUUUCGCAUCUACCAUGGGGAGUGCUCUGAGGAAUUGUUCGGAUUAAUCCCAGCCGCCAAAUUUCACGAACGCACAUCGCGGCAGAACUCCCGAUACCAUCCACACCAUCUGGAUGAUUGGCGGUCCACCACUGUGCGAUUUAGAAGAUGUUUUCUUCCUCGCACGACCUCCUUGUGGAAUCGAUUACCAUCAGCGAUUUUUCCGGACCGAUACGACUUAGGGACCUUCAAGAAAAGAGCGUACUCCUUUUUAAAAGGCCGGCAACGCAUCUGCGAUUCCCCUGGUGUUGCAGUUGUUCAUGGGCGGCGGUAGUCACUUACCAUCAGGUGAGCCGCAUGCUCGUUUGCCCCCUCUCCUAUAAAAUAAAAAAAAAAUAAAAAAAAAACAACUGCAAAUCUCUAUCAUUUUAUUUAUAUAGAUGAAUAGAAUAAUUUACUCUGAAUAAGGAACCCUGCCCUGCAAUGUUCUACUUUAUAUAGGCUGAUAAUUCGUAGAAUUAUAUAGUUCUUUCCCUUUCGGUGUAAAAAAAUUAAAUUUAGUUGGUCCAGCGUCAAUCUAAUAUCAAAAUGAGGUUCCUCGGACCGUUGAAUAAUUGACAAAUGAACCUCUACUAGGUUUUUAAUUAACCCAAAAAUAAAACACAUUUAAAUUAUUUAAAAUUUCGUUGUUAGAGACAAUAAAUACUAGAUUUGAUAGUUGAACUGGAUAAACUAAGUAAUAAAAAAGCAUAUGUAUAAAUAUUAGACUUACACAACGCACAUCUCUAUUGUUAAUUGUAUUUCUAAGAAGCUUACCAAAGAAUAUUUCGUGCCAUCCGCCAUUUAUACUGGUACCUCAGACUAACAAAGAACAAUAGACGGAACACUGCGUCUAUUUUAACACACGUCACAACUAGGUCACAACCAUGCUCGUCUUAUUGUAAGAACACGCAUUCAUGUAUAUACGU